Messenger RNA from Diaporthe amygdali, 4533 nucleotides. RefSeq names its product protein transport protein sec73. NCBI's taxonomy places the organism in Eukaryota, Fungi, Ascomycota, Sordariomycetes, Diaporthales, Diaporthaceae. The record is from RefSeq and is a predicted model, not a curated record. The transcript is spliced from 2 exons. Bases 1 to 4533 code for a protein of 1510 amino acids. Gene Ontology annotation, molecular function: guanyl-nucleotide exchange factor activity. Gene Ontology annotation, biological process: regulation of ARF protein signal transduction.
AUGCCCUUUCUUCGCAACAAGCGUGGAACUCCGGCCAGCGAGUCUGAGUUGCGCCGCUCAGCUCUGGAUCCAGAUCAGGCUCAGGACCCCAAAGAACCCCCGUUGAGGUCCACUACCUCAAACAUCGACCUCCCUCAACUACAAUUGUUGCGCUUCGACUCGAACACCUCAGCUGACGCUGACGCCGCUCCUGCGAAUGGCUCGACUCCCGCCAUACCUGCUCCUCCUGUCACACCCCCUCACGACAGUCCCUCGACUUCUGCCGCCGAGAACGCCCUGUCUGUCCCUGUUCGAGACCCUAUUGAGCGCCCCGAUUCGCCGCCGAUUCAAGACGAGACCCCAAAACAUCGUCGCUUUUCCAUGUUGAGGUUUCGCAAUGCCUCCGACUCUCAACUGUCGGCCAGGGCCAAGAAGCAGGGCCAUGUUGACGAGUCCGCGCCUCCUGUGCCACGGCCACCACCAGAGAUCAUAACAACCGCCCCAACCGUCGAGUUCGGUACCGUUCCCAGGAAGCCAUCUCGCAUGUUUGGUCGUCUUCGGCGUUCUGGAGAGGAGAUGCGGUUCGACCAGCAGCAGCAGCUGCUGCAACAACAGCAGCAACAACAGCAACAACCGCAGCAAACGCAGCAACGACCUUCAACUCAGGGACUCAGCAAGAAAGACAGGCGGAAGUCCUUUCUACCGGGCGCAACUUCCAACGGCAAAACCUCUAUAAGCAUAGAGGAACCAAAGCGACCAAAAUCGUCGAACGCACCGUCAACCAAUGGCUCUGGCCAGCAUCCUCCGCUUCCGCUCCCUGGGACCAGGUUAUCUGAGUCCUCAAGGUCCGAAGAUAGCUCAGACCGCCUGCGCGGAAACACUGCCCCGAAUACGCAAAAUACAUCAAACACGACUAAUUUCUUCCGGCUGCCACGGCGAAAACCAAAACAGCCUGAGCCUCUAUUUCCUAUAGCGCAUCUCCAGAAAAACCGCAGCCAUGAGCACAAUGUAUCCUCAAACCCAUCUUUGGCUCCCUCGACUCCAGUGCGCGCGAGUACUUCGUCCGCGGCUUCUGGAUUUGGACCCCAACAGACUCCUGUCGCUCGGAGCUCCAACGGCGGGAACGGCGUCACCACGCCCCCAGGACCGUCGCCUGCGAGGGCUUUGUUCCAGAAGUCGCAUGCUUCACCCGCGACAGCUCUCUUCCGGCCAAGGUCCACGAAUAGUGGCGCCUCUUCUCCAACAAGAUCAAAUGUCAACUUGCGGGGGAGAUCGUCGACAAUGAGUUCUCUCGGACGCGAGUCCGUAGACGAGCGCCUGGCACCAUCGUUUCCUCGAGCAUCUACCUCCACUGGUCGCAAAAGCUUCGGCGACCUGCUGGGAAUUAGUAGAUUACGGAAUAAUCCCGAGUCCCUCCGCCAAGGGACGGGCACACCAGCCACCCCAGGCUCCAACACGUCCAAGGAUAACUCACUCAAUAUACAGCGGGAAUCAGUCGUCUUGCCGGAACGUCGGGAAGAUGAGAACCCAGGAAGAUAUCUCGAAAGGCUCGAGGAGGUUGCAAGUCGUAGUGUCAUAGCUGCAGCGAUUUCCAAGAGCUCGGACGCCUUCUCUCUCGCUGUGCUUCGGAGCUACAUGCGAAGGUUUGGCUUUUUUGGUGACCCCAUGGACAUGGCUAUAAGGAAGCUGUUGAUGUCCGCGGAGCUGCCUAAGGAGACACAGCACAUUGAUCGUUUCCUGCAAGCUUUCGCGAACCGCUAUCAUGAAUGCAACCCCGGGAUUUACGCGAACCCGGACCAGGCGUAUUUCAUAGCCUUUUCGAUUUUGAUCCUACAUACCGAUGUUUUCAACAAGAACAACAAGCACAAAAUGCAGAAACCCGACUAUAUCAAGAACACCAAAGGGGAAGGAAUUUUUGACGAAGUCCUCGAGGUCUUUUACGACAACAUCACCUAUACACCCUUCAUCCACGUGGAGGACGAUUUGGACAUAAAUGGAGACCGAGUGACCACUCACAAGGUUUCCAAGAAGAAGUCCAUAUUGCCCAACGCUAACGCGCCAGAUGCCGCAAGCAAACGAGCCGCCAAGGAGCCCAUUGAUCCCUACACCAUCAUUUUGGAUAACAGACUCGACAUUCUGCGACCAAAUCUGAAGGACGUGAUGCACCUGGAUGAUCAUUUCAGUUACCUCGGGACGGCUCAGAGCUUAAAUCUAAAGGAACUGCAGAGGACUUUCUUCAGGACCGGUAUCCUGCAGAUCGUAUCUGCAAGGUCCCGUCCUGAUGCCUUCAUGACAGAGAAGACCGCAACAAAUCCCCAGGAGGCCCAACCGGGUGUUGUUGACAUAAAGGUCACAAAAGUAGGCCUCCUGUGGCGCAAGGAUGUGAAGAAGAAGAAGACGAGGUCACCCUGGCAAGAGUGGGGUGCCAUUCUCACCGGCGCGCAGCUGUACUUUUUCCGCAACACCGCUUGGGUCAAAAACCUCAUGCACCAGUAUGAGUCGCACGUCAAACAAGGCCACGAUGCAAUGCCGAUUAUAUUCAAGCCACCGCUCGAGACUUUCAAGCCAGACGCUCUGAUGUCGACUGACGGCGCCGUGUCGUUGUUGGACGCAACAUACAAGAAGCAUAAGCAUGCAUUUGUGUAUGUGAGACAAGGAGGACUCGAAGAGGUUUUGCUGGCCGACAAUGAGGAAGAAAUGAACGACUGGUUGGCAAAGUUGAAUUAUGCUGCCGCAUUCAAGACAAAUGGAGUACGCAUGAGAGGUGUUCUGGGAAGCAACUACGAUGGCCAAGGCCGAAGAGCAUUCAGAAGGCUGGAUACCGAGGCGGUGCAAACUCCGACUGGAGAAGUGACGAUUGCGCGCUCGAAGGUCGACCAACAGAUGGCACAAGACAUUCUGUUCGCACGUCGUGAGAUCAUUUUCCACAAGGUCGCUGAAGCCAACGAGAAACUUCAACACGAGGAGAAGAAACUUGAGCAGGCGUUGAGGAAUGCACGCCAUCUCCAGCUACUGGCUCCUGUUCAGCCGAAGACACGAGACCAAAUGCUCAUGGCAGCCGGGCGUAUGGCAGCGCAGCUCAAAUGGACAAGGGUCGAGAUUUGUAAGCUCAAGUGCCACCGCGACAUCCUCCUCAUGGAUCUUGAGGAAGAGCGGCAAAUGCUAGGGCUUCCACCGGGACCGAUGUCAGAAGCCAUCAGCCCGGAGAAGCCCGCUCUAGGCCGUGAGAUUUCGAAGACAAGCAGCGGCACAGUGAUGCCUAGUCCCCUGACUCCCAAGCCGACCGACGCGCAACGCAGUCAAGCAGAAGGCGUAGGGUCGGACACUGAAUCAGGGCAGGGCGAGGCUUUCCAGACACCACCAAGAAGCGCAGCCGGGUCUUCAUUCCACAAGCACCAAAACUCUUGGGAACUUCCCGCUCUGAACUUUGAUCGAGCCAGCAGGAGGAAAGCUUCUGUGUCGAGCGCGGUCUCAUCUCACCCCUCUGUACCGUCUACGCCACCUCGAACGGCCAUUGCCACGAGCUCCACGACCGAGGACGCUGCUGCCCCUGCCGAUGGCGGGGAUCAUCAUGAACCAGAUGCGCGUGAGCGCGAACUCCUUGAACAGGCAGGGCUGCUCGGCGCCGACGUCACCCGAAGCCCUGAGCCUAUCGAGUCGAGGGUCAUCGAUCCAGACGCCACCCCAGACCGGCAGGAGCACACUUCGCACAGCAGCUCGAUGGACAAAGCUGAUAAGAACAAGAUUCGUCGGAGCCUGCAACGCACUCUCAGAGAGGGCGCGGGACACUUAUCUCAUGCCCGGAGCCGCAAAGGAAAGGAGCCUGCUACGAGCGGUUCCAUGGACGAUAAUGAGUCCGAGAUGCUCACACGUGGAUCCGGCUCAUUUGUCGUGCAUGGAAAGAAAGCCUCGGUCAUCACCUUUGGGUCUGAGCUCCAGAGUAGUUUGUCGCCUGACGAGCGUCUUCGCGCACGCAAGACGUCGCACGCGGAAGGCAGUGUUGCUCACAGCGACAGUGCUGAGGCAAUGGAUGUUGCUGCUGGCAGCGGCAGCGGCAGCGGGAGUGGCGAUGGCGACUUCCGUGUUUUCCUGCUUUCCGGCCCAAAGAGCGCCAGCAAGCAUCGGUCCUCGGCAGCCAGCGCCAGUACAGCCACAGCCAGGAGCUUCAGAGAUCUGCACAGGAAAUAUAGCUCAGCGCAGGCAGCCAAGGCAUCCUCAUCUGGCGGAAAUCUCACUGUCCCUUCGGACGGCGAAAGUGAUCCAGCCCUUAGCUUCUCCGAUGGCCGGCGCAGUCCUUUGCUACCGGAGCAUGUCGAAGAGCUGAAGGAAGUGGAAGAGCAUAGUGACCGGGAAGAAAACGCCGACGGUGAGGACUCCGAGUUCAAGAGCGCGACGAUGAACAAGACCAGGGAGACUUUAUUCUUCACCCCUGAGCCGCCGGCAUCCCCAACUGCCGACCAAGGCAGUGUGAAAGAGGGCUCAGGUGGAGAACAAAACGACGCCGAGGAGAGCGGCCAAGGGGGAGCCAGCCCGACUGUUCCCGUGCUUGCCUGA